Molecule: messenger RNA, 519 nt
Organism: Oikopleura dioica
Lineage: Eukaryota; Metazoa; Chordata; Appendicularia; Copelata; Oikopleuridae
Source: the annotation of a GenBank genome assembly
AUGAGAUGGUUAUUGAUUUUGAAUUGGGUUUGUUUGGUGAGAAGCGCUUAUAAACCGCCGGAGCAAUGUUUUUUCUGCGUCAGCGAUCAGGAGGAAGAUUGUGUGCGCGGACAGGCUGCAAUGAAAUGGGACAAAAUGGGAUGCAGUGAUGAGCAUUUCGACACAGAGUGCCGAACAAUGGAAGGAAUCCAGGUCACUCUCGGAAGCGAACCAGACAACAACGAAAAGAUCAUCGAAAUAUGCGGCAAGCGUCUCGGCCAAUGCCAACCCCACUUUACCUCAACGAAUCACAUUGAAAUGAGAAUGUGUUGUCUUGACUGCGACUUCACAAACAGUACAAUGAAGUUCACGAAAGAAAUCAACCCCGCUCAGGAUCGAAGAAAAAUGCGAGUCAAAGUCGUCCUCGGCAUUUUUGCCGUGUUCUUCCUUUUAGCAUUUACUGGAUACGCUGCUCAUAAGAAUUUCUUCAUCAAAAGAAGAGAAGUCCGCCCGGUUACCGAAGCUGAUUACUUCAAAUAA